This is a messenger RNA of Anopheles nili, 1997 nucleotides long. It is a transcript of the gene Zasp67, whose product is annotated as A-kinase anchor protein 12. Bases 174 to 1997 code for a protein of 607 amino acids. Gene Ontology annotation, cellular component: stress fiber; Z disc; filamentous actin. Gene Ontology annotation, molecular function: muscle alpha-actinin binding; actin binding. The record is from RefSeq and is a predicted model, not a curated record. Gene Ontology annotation, biological process: actin cytoskeleton organization; muscle structure development. NCBI's taxonomy places the organism in Eukaryota, Metazoa, Arthropoda, Insecta, Diptera, Culicidae. The transcript has 10 exons.
UCCCUGGCAGCGAUCGGUCGGAGUGGUUCUCGAAUAGAAAGCACCAAACCCGGUGGACAAAGACAGUUAGAAAGUUUAACCCAAGUUGACUAUAGUGACGCAACGGUGCAUCAAGAGCACGUUUCUAGGUAUUUCAUAUCAGUGGUCAAAAGCAUACAAGCAGCAGCUUCAAAAUGGUGUUGGAUUUAAACUUCUCCCGAUACGACAAUACGACCCCGUUCGGAUUCAAGCUCGUUGGUGGAGCCGACUUUGAUGUUCCCCUAACGGUAGUUAAAAUCCUACCCGGAAGCAUCGCCGAAGACGUCGGUAUGCACAUGGGGGACGUAGUGGUGCGCAUCAACGACAUACCUACCAGCAACAUGUCCUACUACGACGCCCACCAGCUGUUGGCUUGCGCAGGCAACCAGUUUGUGCUCGGCAUUUUAAGGGCGCGCGAAGUAACGCCAUCGCAACGCCUCAUCAAGGAGAAGACCCCAUCAGGUGAGGUGGAGUACAUCAACACCUCGCCGAAACCGUUCUGGACACCGAACAUGACAAGUCAGUCGCAAGAGCAGCAUCAGCUCGACGAACAAAGUGUCCCCGAAGUGCCGAUCACCGACGAACAGAUAGCCGAGGUUCUCUCGGGUGAGGCCGAGGUUCUCAAGCAACACAACGUGAUCGGCGUCAACUUCAACAAGAUGAUCCCGACGGCGGGUGUGUUCAAGCAGAGUGAGGUGUUCAAGACACUCAACAGCGAGCUGGUGCAGAGCGAGGAAAGUGAUGACAAGAAGUGGACAACCUUCCUGCAGCGACCCCAGCGGCCAGCCCCGAAGACACCCGAGGAACGGAAGCUCGAACGGAACCCCCCAACCGAGCGCUACCAGGUACGAAUUGUGAAGCAACCGAAACCGAAAAUUGCCCCCGACUACAAGCCACCGAAAUCGCCGGAACCCGAACCGGAAGCGGAACCGAUACCAAUGUACGACGAGUACCUGAGCGAACGCCAGGAGGCGGAGGUGGAGACGAUCAAGACGCUCGUGGAGGAACCGAGCGGUGGAGGGCAGGGUGAGCCAAGCACAGGUGAUGCAGAGGCUGAGCCCACACAGAGCCCAAGCGAAGAGGAACCCUCGGAGGAGUUCCGUGAGCAGCUGCAGAAUGUACAGAAGCAGCUGGAAGCGCUGUCGGCGUUGCCCCUCACGAUCCAGGCCACGAUAGCAGCACUAACUGAGCAGUUGACUGCACUGGCGGCUCCUAAACGCAAGUCCAAGAGCAUCUCACCCCGACCGGAAGAGGCGGAGCCAAAAGCGAGCGAGGACACCGCGGAAUCGGCCAUCGUGCCCGAGGUGUCCGAAACGUUCGAGGUGAGCGAGUUUAGCCGCGCGGAUAGCAGCGGUGCCGAGCAGUCCUCAUCCGUCGACGAAGGCGAACACAUCCAGUACACGGUGGAAGAGCUCGAACAGCUUGAGAAAAGGAUGCACGAACACGAUAUCGAGUGGACGAACCAAAACGAUAAGGAUUCCGACAGCUCGAGUCAGCACAAUGUCACCGGUGACAUCCGCACCGCCGUCCAGGACGAGCUCAAGCUGCAGGUGGUGAAGAAGAAGAAGAAGGCCACGAGCGCAUUUGGUCCGCUGACGCCACAGGAGCGGCCCAUCUUCCUGCCCGGUGGACGUAAAUGGCGCACGGCUAAGGACGCCUUCAACGAGCAGUUCAUCGCGGAGGUGAUCAGCUCGCAGGCGGAGCUGAUCCAGGGCACCACGCUCGGCACAUCCUACGAAAGCCCUCAUCUGGGUUACGACGACAGGGUGAACUUCCUCAAGUACCAGAAACCCGAGAAGGACCUAAGCUUCAUCAGGAACAGCGACGUCUACAAGCUGGUACACGAUAUGGACCCCCCGAAGAGUGGCAUCGAGCUGCGCCCGGAGAUGGUGGUGGCCGAAGAAGAUGUGCGAAAGGUAAUGAAAGACGAAACCAUAUUCCAGCCGCGCAAGUCGAAGGUGUUCCUGUAUCAAAAUUGA